AUGGCGACGAAAGUGGAUGUGGGGGGUGGGAGGUGGAUGUCAUUGUAUCUGGUCGCAGAAGCACUACAGGGCCCCGUCGACCUUCACCGGACGCCUAGCGAGUCCACCCAACAAAGUCACUUCCCAAGCACCGCUCAAAUGUGCGUGAGCACGUCGAUAUCAGGAAGGAGUGCAAGGGAAUCGAGAUCUGGAAGGAGGUCGACGAUGCCCAACACUGGCAGCAUGUUGUGGAGGGAGGUUGGAGAAGAGGAGGCAUGUGGUGCGGUGGAAGUUGAAGUUGAGAUAUGCUACACAAUUAGGAAGUGGUUAAAAUUGUACUAUCUGAAUGCAGCUUCUGGUCGUGCGGAGAACAUCCCUGCAAGCACUCGGACAUUUAGUGAGAUCCUAAGUGACCUCCAGCGAAGUAAGAUAAGCAUAAAGGACUGGAGCCUCAGUGAUCUCACCAUUGGCCUCUACCUCAUUUACCUCAGCCAAGCAUCCUCAAAAAACGAAGCUUUCAAGGGCGUUCAGAUAUCCUCCAAUAAGAUGGUUCAAGAACUAAUUUAUCACCUUGAACUUGCAAGAGGUUGUUAUAAAGGUAAUGCAACUGGACUUGCAAGGUAUAGCAUGCUUCGGAAGAGAAAUGUUGUAAAGUUUGUGAAAGACUCUAGUAUUUUGAGACCUGGAUAUUACAUUGGCAUUGACCCGCGAGCUAAAUUGGUGAUUCUUGGGAUUCGCGGGACUCAUACAGUCUAUGAUCUUGUUACUGAUUUGAUUGCUCUAAGCGAUAAGAAAGUAUCACCUAAAGGUUUCUCAACACACUUUGGAACAUAUGAGGCAGCUCGUUGGUACCUUCGCCAUGAGCUGGGAAUAAUCAGAAAAUGUUUGGAAAAACACAAGGACUACAAGUUACGGUUGGUAGGUCACUCCCUUGGAGGAGCAUCGGCGGCGUUGCUUGCUAUAAUGCUACGGAAGAAGUCAAAGGAAGAGCUUGGUUUCAGUCCGGACAUUAUCUCUGCUGUUGGAUUUGGAACACCACCUUGCAUAUCAAAGGAAGCUGCUGAAAGUUGUGCGAGCUAUGUCUCUACUGUUGUGCUCCAGGAUGAUAUUAUACCUAGGCUCAGUGCAGCUUCUUUGGCAAGACUACGAAAUGAAAUACUCAAAGCAGAUUGGGUAGGUGUUCUGGAAAAGGAAGACUUGAAGCAUAUAGUGGAUAUCGUGACAAACGCUAAGCUUGUUGUUUCGUCAAUUCAAGAUGUGGCGCGUAAACUUGGUGAUUAUGCUAAAAUUGUACCAGUGUCGACAAAUUCUGGUGUUACCAAAGAUCCAGCUAACUCGACGGAGAUGCUGUCAUCGAAUAGUAGAAAUGAUGUGUUUGUGCCUGAGGAUCUCUUCCUUCCUGGGACUCUGUAUUACCUGCAGAGGGAUAUUGAGGAUAUAAACGGCGUUGAAGAUGAGUCAUACACACUCUGGGAAGGUGAUCCAGGGGAAAAUUUUCAGAGGAUAUUGCUGUCUGGUAAUUUGAUAUCAGAUCACAGAUGCGAAAGCAUAUAUUAUGCUCUGAGAGAUGUGCUCAAGACACUGCCCCCACCCCAGGCCCAGGAUGAAUGA
Molecule: messenger RNA, 1590 nt
Organism: Miscanthus lutarioriparius
Lineage: Eukaryota; Viridiplantae; Streptophyta; Magnoliopsida; Poales; Poaceae
Source: the annotation of a GenBank genome assembly